Messenger RNA from Nematocida homosporus, 729 nucleotides. Its product is annotated as translation initiation factor 6. Lineage: Eukaryota; Fungi; Microsporidia. The coding region runs from base 1 to 729 and encodes 242 amino acids. Gene Ontology annotation, biological process: cytosolic ribosome assembly; maturation of 5.8S rRNA; maturation of LSU-rRNA. Gene Ontology annotation, molecular function: ribosomal large subunit binding. The transcript has a single exon. Gene Ontology annotation, cellular component: preribosome, large subunit precursor; cytosol; nucleolus. The record is from RefSeq and is a predicted model, not a curated record.
AUGAGUCAGAGAAUAUCGUUCGAAAGCGCCCAAGAGAUAGGCGUAUAUUCUACACUAACCAAUUUAUAUGCUUUAGUCCCGGCUACAGAUAACGUUAAUUUUGUUUCUUAUUUUGAAGAGGCCUUAGAUAUACCUAUUGUGCAGUGUACGAUCAAUGGAAUUAAAGCCGUUGGUAUUCAAGCCGUUGGUAAUGCCAAAGGUCUUCUUGUCUCUUCUUCUACGACCGAUCAAGAGUUACAACACAUUAGAAAUGCUUUACCUGAAAAGGUAAAAGUAAGAAGAGUUGAAGAACGUCUUAAUGCUUUAGGUAAUGUUAUUGUUUGUAAUGAUCAUUCAGCUUUAGCUAAUGCUGACUUAUCUCCUGAGACUAUUGAGAGUAUUUCUGAUGUUUUAGGUGUUGAUGUUUUUAAGUACUCUUUAGCUGAUAAUGGCUUAGUAGGUACUUAUGCGGUGAUGAAUAAUACGGCUAUGCUUUGUGGGUCUAAAACUAGUGCGGAUGAGGUGGCUGAGUUAUCGGAGUUAUUAGGACUAAGAGUAGUGCCUGGGACGGUUAAUCGGGGGGCUGAUACGGUUGGUAGUGGAGUAGUACUUAAUGACUUUGCUUGUUUUGUAGGUCAGAAGACUACUAGUACUGAGAUUGUCGUUAUUGAUAGUCUGUUUAAGACUACACCUGAAGCUGAGUUAGGAGAAGAUGAGAAACGGGCAUGGCUAGAUGCAUUGCCUAUUUAA